Prunus armeniaca (apricot) is the source of this 318-nucleotide messenger RNA. NCBI's taxonomy places the organism in Eukaryota, Viridiplantae, Streptophyta, Magnoliopsida, Rosales, Rosaceae. The record is from the annotation of a GenBank genome assembly.
AUGUCUGGGGUUUGGGUUUUCAAGAACGGGGUGAUUCGUCUGGUGGAAAAUCCACAGGCUGAGACAUCUUCCAGGAAGAAGGCCUUGGUGCACUUGCCAAGUGGACAGGUGGUGUCGUCCUACUCGACGCUCGAGCAAAUAUUGACCGGGUUAGGGUGGGAGAGGUACUAUGGAGGCGACCCCGACCUCUUCCAAUUCCACAAGCGAUCUUCCAUUGACCUAAUCUCUCUCCCUAGAGACUUCUCCAAGUUCAACUCUGUUUACAUGUACGAUAUUGUCAUUAAAAACCCCAACAUCUUCCAUGUCCGAGACGUGUAG